AUGAAACAUACUGGUGUGGACAUGAAAAAUAAACUUGCAAAGGAUGGCAAAAGACUCACGAGUUAUGUCGAAAAAAAUGCAGAACCUUCAUGCAGCACGUGGCAUCAGGCGGCACCCAUGUACGUGCCAUCAACGUCAUACACAGGUUAUUAUGGUGGUGCUACCUCGGCAAACGUCUCAUGGCAAGCUUCACAGAUUGCAGACAAAGCACGUCAAUUUGGUGUGACAGACCACACAAGAUGGGCACAUGCGGCACAACAAGGGCCUUCAACUACAAUCAACAGCGGCGCGGGGACAUCUACUGCGGGGAGCUCUGAGCGCACGGAAGACGCGUUCCACCAGCCAGCCAACAAUCAUGCUGCAAAAAAUGCCGAGUCAGAGUCGGAAAUGGCAAUCAUUCCAGCAAUGCCGACAAGCACACCUUUGAACACAAGCACUGGCAACACUCAAGUAGAUGAAACUGCCGCCGAUACUGAAGUGAAUUAUGAAAUUGAUGACGAAGCACAAGGGGAUGAAGAUGGUGGGCAAUCAGAGAUCAUGGUACCUCAGCCACCUUACGUUGGGCAGAGAUUUGAAUCGUUCGCAGAGGCAAAGGAAUUCUACCAGACAUAUGCAAAGUUCCAUGGAUUUGCGGUCAACACCGAAUACCAUAGGAAAAUUAAGAAAACUAACGAGUACAGCAGAGGUGAGAUGAGGUGCCACAAGGCACGAAGGAACAAGAAGGGGAAAGGUGUUGUGCGCCUGUCGUUCCGGAACGAAAGAGAGGUAUCAUUCUCAAGACGGAAUGCCCUGUCCGGUGUAAGCUAA
Messenger RNA from Aegilops tauschii subsp. strangulata, 807 nucleotides. NCBI's taxonomy places the organism in Eukaryota, Viridiplantae, Streptophyta, Magnoliopsida, Poales, Poaceae. The record is from RefSeq and is a predicted model, not a curated record.